UUCCUGAAGUGUGUAACGUUCAGCCAAUCACAUGUGGCCAAUUGAUCAGCUGCUUGACACAUGCUACUCAUGCACAAGGGCCACAUAUUGUGUGAAGGCAAGAUUUCACUUAGAGCAUGUCAGAAGAGCCAUAAUGCGAAGAAGGAAGCCAAGAAUCCGGCCUGUUGAUGAUGCAACAUCACACAUUCUUUCUUCGGGAGAUAAGCAGGGGCUUACUCAAAACGUCAUUGAUGAUUACAAAGGACGGGGAGUGUUUGCUACCAAGAGAUUUGAAAAAGGGGAUUUUGUCGUGGAGUACAGGGGUGAAAUCAUCUCUUUCGAAGAAUGUCAGUCAAAAAAGUACUCCACUACAGAGAGUACAUAUCUUUAUGAAUUUGAAUGGAAGAAUCAUAGAUGGUGCAUUGAUGCAUCCAGAGAAGAUGGGUCACUUGGACGAUUAGCGAAUGACGACCACAAAUCACCAAACUGUGUCAUGAAAAAAGUUAGUGUAAAUGACAGAGUACAUUUGUGCCUGUUUGCUCUGAGAAACAUAGAACCAGGAACUGAAAUUGUCUACAACUAUGGGGACUCAAAAUGGCCCUGGCGUAAAAAGGAGAACCUUGAGAAUGCCAACGUUGGGUCAGAUGAACCCAAGCUGUUCCCGGAUCAUGUUACUACUCAGGAGAACCUUGAGAAUGCCAACGUUGGGUCAGAUGAACCCAAGCUGUUCCCUGAUCAUGUUACUACUCAGGAGAACCUUGAGAAUGCCACCGUUGGGUCAGAUGAACCCAAGCUGUUCCCUGAUCCUGUUACUACUCAGGAGAACCUUGAGAAUGCCACCGUUGGGUCAGAUGAACCCAAGCUGUUCCCUGAUCCUGUUACUACUCAGGAGAACCUUGAGAAUGCCACCGUUGGGUCAGAUGAACCCAAGCUGUUCCCUGAUCCUGUUACUACUCAGGAGAACCUUGAGAAUGCCACCGUUGGGUCAGAUGAACCCAAGCUGUUCCCUGAUCCUGUUACUACUCAGGAGAUCCUUGAGAAUGCCACCGUUGGGUCAGAUGAACCCAAGCUGUUCCCUGAUCCUGUUACUACUCAGGAGAACCUUGAGAAUGCCAACGUUGGGUCAGAUAAACCCAAGCUGUUCCCUGAUCAUGUUACUACUCAGGAGAACCUUGAGAAUGCCAACGUUGGGUCAGAUAAACCCAAGCUGUUCCCUGAUCAUGUUACUACUCAGGAGAACCUUGAGAAUGCCAACGUUGGGUCAGAUAAACCCAAGCUGUUCCCUGAUCAUGUUACUACUCAGGAGAACCUUGAGAAUACCAACGUUGGGUCAGAUGAACCCAAGCUGUUCCCUGAUCAUGUUACUACUCAGGUGUUUUCUGUCGGCGGAAUUUCACUUGUGGAUUAUUCUGACUCUGAUGAAACCAGUUCAGAUUGUUGGAAAGACCAGCCUAUGACUCCUCAUAUUGAUGAAGUUAAGGAAAAGCUGAACGACACAAGAAAAAUUCCGAUGGAAAGCGUUCCAGACCAUUCGUCUCCUCUGCAUGAUUCCUGUCAAAGUGUAGUGGAGGAAAGUGAAGCCAUUGAAGAAUCCAGUGAUGUCGACUCUUUCAAAGACAAUUCCAAGGAUGAGGAUGUUAUUCCCAAACUGAGGAGGACCAAAAGCUCUCUGAAACAAGUACCUGAUUUCUAUCAUAAUAUCUAUGACACAAGUGAUGACAGUGCCCCAGACUCCACUUUUAAGGCUGCACAGAGGCAGAGGCCAAGAAGAGCCUGUCGCCAUCCAAGACCGUUGACUCACAAGAUUGUCCCCAAGAGAACAGUGAAGGUAUGCUGGAAGGAGAGGAGACAGAAGAUGCAACUUUUUUGUCAGAAGAAGUACAGGGAUCAGAGGAUGAGACUGCAUCAACCCUGCUAGAAGGUACCGCCUCUGUGAACUCCAAAAAGAAGAGAUUGGCAAGAAAGAGAGGAAUAUCAGAAGACGAAGCCACACCUCUCACAACAUCCGGCACAAAGAAAAGCAAGCCAUCAAGAAAGAAAGGUACAAAACCUGCCAUCAGAAGACCAUGGACGCCAGAGGAGUGUGCAGCAAUUAAGAGGCAAUUGAGAAGGUUUUUAAUAAUGAAUAUGACACCGGGUAAGGCAGAUUGUGAAAAAUGCCUUUCCGAAGAACCCGAGGCACUCAAAAACCGAGACUGGAAGGCAGUAAAAUACUUUGUGAAAAACAGAAGUUAUGAACAGAGAAAGAAAUCGAUGUAAGAAAAAAUAGGAAAGGUUUUUUUCUCAUCUCUUGGAUUUUUGGAUUGAUGCAAAAGUCAGGUUUUAUUACCAUGCAAAAUGGUAGAAAUGUUCACAAUACAGUUCACAAAGGUUCAACCUAUGCCUGCCUUCGGCAUUCAAGCUAUUGUUAAAAAAAUGUUAAGUUGUUGCUGUUUGAUUUCGAUUUUCAUAUUCACGUCAUAAGAACUGAAACUACCGAUGGCAUUAUGGUCUUUUUUUGUCACUGUACCAUAACAAGUAAUACUCAAAGUUGAAUAAAAGUGAGAAAUGUGAGUAAA
This is a messenger RNA of Gadus morhua (Atlantic cod), 2537 nucleotides long. RefSeq lists its product as uncharacterized. The transcript is spliced from 23 exons. Gene Ontology annotation, molecular function: transcription regulator activity; protein binding; histone H4K20 methyltransferase activity. Bases 32 to 1897 code for a protein of 621 amino acids. Gene Ontology annotation, biological process: regulation of DNA damage response, signal transduction by p53 class mediator; regulation of transcription by RNA polymerase II. Gene Ontology annotation, cellular component: nucleus; polytene chromosome. The record is from RefSeq and is a predicted model, not a curated record. NCBI's taxonomy places the organism in Eukaryota, Metazoa, Chordata, Actinopteri, Gadiformes, Gadidae.